AUGCUGGUCCGUCCCAAGGCGGUCUCGCAGCUCGCCUCGACUAUCAGCGCUAGGUCGCUGUCGUCGCGCGUGGCUCCUGUCCGACCAUCUCUACUAUCAUCAGCAUCGCCCCUGCGAUCGUCUCCGAUUCAACCUGCCCUGCGCCGCGCCUAUGCUGAUGCUGCCGCUGCCGCUCCUUCGCCAGCGCCCAAGAAGCGCUUUCGCUUUUUCCGCUGGGCGUAUCGACUGACCGUCCUCUCGGGAUUAGGCCUUACUGGAUACCUGGGCUACAGCAUUUACAUUCUGCGCCACCCUGAGGAGCAAAUCGAGCCUGAUCCAUCCAAGAAGACUCUUGUUAUUCUGGGAACUGGUUGGGGCUCCGUCUCGCUGCUCAAAAAGCUCGAUACCGAAAACUACAAUGUCGUCGUCAUUUCCCCCCGUAACUUUUUCCUCUUCACCCCGCUGCUGCCCUCGUGCACUACGGGCUUGAUUGAGCACCGGUCUAUCAUGGAGCCCAUUCGCAACAUCCUGCGCCACAAGAAAGCGACUGUCAAGUUCUUCGAAGCUGAGGCCACCAAGAUCGACUAUGAGAAGCGUGUGGUGUAUAUAAGUGACGACUCGGAGAUCAAGGGUGAUGUCUCGCACACUGUUGUGCCGUUUGAUAUGCUUGUUGUGGGUGUUGGUGCCGAGAAUGCCACCUUUGGCAUCCCCGGUGUCCGAGAGAACUCGUGCUUCCUCAAGGAGGUCGGCGAUGCUCAGAAAAUCCGCAAGCGUAUCAUGGACUGCGUCGAGACCGCCGUCUUCAAGGAUCAGACCGACGAGGAAGUCAAGCGCCUCUUGCACAUGGUUGUCGUCGGCGGUGGUCCUACCGGCGUCGAGUUUGCCGGCGAGCUCCAGGACUUUUUCGAGGACGAUCUGCGCAAGUGGAUUCCUGAAAUCCAGGACAACUUCCACGUAACCCUGGUCGAAGCCUUGCCUAAUAUUCUUCCCAUGUUCUCCAAGCAGCUGAUCGAAUACACCGAGUCCAGUUUCAAGGAAGAGAAAAUCACCAUCCGCACCAAGACCAUGGUCAAGAACGUCACCGAAAAGUUCAUCGAGGCCGAGGUGUCUAAGCCCGACGGCACCAAGGAGCUGGAGAAGAUUCCCUACGGACUUUUGGUCUGGGCCACUGGUAACGCUGUCCGCGACGUGGUGCGCGACCUAAUGGGCCAGAUCCCCGCGCAAAAGGACUCUCGCCGCGGUCUGGCCGUCAACGAAUUCCUGGUCGUCAACGGAACCGAAAACAUCUGGGCUGUCGGCGACUGCGCCAUCACCAACUACGCCCCCACCGCCCAGGUCGCCGGCCAAGAAGGCGCGUUCCUGGCCCGUCUGUUCAACACCAUGGCACGCACCGAGGAGAUUGAAAGCGAGCUCAAGAAGCUGUCUGUCGCACAGUCGGAAGCCAAGGGCGAAGACCGCGACCGCGUCUUGGACGAGAUCAAGGAGCGCCAGCGCCAGCUGCGUCGCACUAAGCAGAUUGGUCCCUUCCAGUACUCACACCAGGGCAGUCUGGCGUACAUUGGCAAGGAGCGAGCAGUUGCAGACAUCAGCUGGCUGAGCGGCAACAUUGCGAGCGGUGGUACCAUGACCUAUCUUUUCUGGCGCAGUGCCUAUCUGAGCAUGUGCUUCAGCGCGCGCAACCGUGUCCUCGUGGCCACCGACUGGAUCAAGGCCAAGAUCUUUGGUCGUGACGUUUCUCGCGAGUAA
This is a messenger RNA of Talaromyces rugulosus, 1725 nucleotides long. RefSeq lists its product as uncharacterized. The record is from RefSeq and is a predicted model, not a curated record. Bases 1 to 1725 code for a protein of 574 amino acids. Lineage: Eukaryota; Fungi; Ascomycota; Eurotiomycetes; Eurotiales; Trichocomaceae. Gene Ontology annotation, molecular function: NADH dehydrogenase activity. The transcript is spliced from 5 exons.